AAAUUACCAGAAAACAAAAACCCUAAUUUGUGUUAGACGACUCAACCAAACUUCAUCACUGUGUGUGCCUCUCUGCAACCCUAAAAAUGCCGUUCAAGAGGUUCGUUGAGAUCGGGAGAGUUGCACUUGUCAACUACGGCGAAGACUAUGGAAAGCUCGUUGUCAUCGUUGAUGUCAUCGACCAAACUAGGGCUCUUGUUGAUGCACCUGACAUGGAGAGAGGUCCAAUUAAUUUCAAGAGGCUUUCUCUAACUGAUAUCAAGAUUGAUAUCAAAAGAGUCCCUAAGAAGAAGGAUCUCAUUAAGGCCAUGGAAGAAGCUGAUGUGAAGAACAAGUGGGAGAAUUCCUCAUGGGGAAGGAAAUUGAUUGUUAGGAAGAGGAGGGCAGCACUUACUGAUUUUGAUAGGUUCAAGAUUAUGUUGGCAAAGGUUAAGAGGGCUGCUGUUGUUAGGCAAGAACUUGCUCAGCUGAGGAGGACUGCAGCUUAGGCAUUACUCUACUUCCUGAUACAAUUUUCAGUUUUGUUAUUGAUUUUGGUCUAUUUAGUACAAUUUGGAUGUUUGAGGUUUUUGUAUCACUAAGACAGUUGUUUAAAUGUUUGAUCUUCAGAUAUUUAUUGUGUCACAAGGUUUGGUUUA
Molecule: messenger RNA, 638 nt
Organism: Trifolium pratense (red clover)
Lineage: Eukaryota; Viridiplantae; Streptophyta; Magnoliopsida; Fabales; Fabaceae
Product: probable 60S ribosomal protein L14
Exons: 5
Coding region: 87-488 (133 amino acids)
Biological process (GO): ribosomal large subunit biogenesis; translation
Cellular component (GO): cytosolic large ribosomal subunit; ribosome
Molecular function (GO): structural constituent of ribosome; RNA binding
Source: RefSeq, a predicted model, not a curated record